AUGCGGGACGUGCCCCGGGGUGCAGGAUCGGGCCCGCUCCGGGGGCGGCUGGCUGGCAGCCUGGCGCCGUCUCCGGCUUUCACCCACGAUAAGCUCUUCGGGAAGCGGCUGCUCCAGGCCGGGCGCUACAUCAUGUCCCACAAGGCUUGGAUGAAGACGGUGCCCACUGAGAACUGCGACGUGCUCAUGACCUUCCCGGACACCACCGACGACCACACGCUGCUCUGGCUCCUGAACCACAUCCGCCUCGGCAUCCCGGAGCUCAUCGUCCAGGUCCGGCACCACAAGCACACCCGCGUCUACGCCUUUUUUGUCACCGCCACCUACGAGAGUUUGCUGCGUGGGGCCGAUGAGAUCGGGCUGCGAAAGCCGGUGAAAGCCGAAUUCGGUGGAGGCAUGCGGAGCUUCUCCUGCGAGGAGGAUUACAUCUACGAGAACAUCGAGAAUGAGCUUUACUUCUUCACGUCUCAGGAACGGCAAAACAUCAUCAGGUACUGGCUGGGGAACCCGCGCGCCAAGCAGGGCGAGGCGCUGCUGGAGACCCUGCGCGCCAAGCAGGGCGAGUCGCUGCACAACAUCCACUUCCUCGAGGGGCAGCCCAUCAUCCCGGAGCUGGCGGCCCGCGGCGUCAUCCAGCAGGUCUUCCCGCUGCACGAGCAGAGGAUCCUCAAGCGGCUCAUGAAGUCCUGGGUGCAGGCGAUCUGCGAGGCCCAGCCGCUCGAUGAGAUCUGCGACUACUUCGGGGUGAAAAUCGCCAUGUACUUCGCCUGGCUGGGCUUCUACACCUCGGCCAUGGUGUACCCUGCCGUCUUCGGCUCCAUCCUCUACACCUUCACCGAGAGCGACCAGACCAGCCAGGACAUCUGCUGCGUGGUCUUCGCCAUCUUCAACGUCAUCUGGGCCACCCUCUUCCUCGAGGAGUGGAAGCGCCGUGGGGCCGAGUUUGCCUACAAGUGGGGGACACUGGACACCCCGGCCGAGUCCAUCGAGGAGCCCCGGCCCCAGUUCAGGGGCAUUAAGAGAAUCAGCCCCGUGACCAGCGCGGAGGAGUUUUACUACCCGCCGUGGAAGCGCCUGCUCUUCCAGUGCCUGGUCAGCCUCCCCGUCUGCCUCUCCUGCCUCUUCUUUGUCUUCCUCCUCAUGCUGGGCUGCUUCCAGCUCCAGGAGUUCGUGCUGAGCAUCCAGGAGCUGCCCCGGAUCAUCCGUUUCCUCCCCAAAAUCGUCCUGGCCGUCAUCGUCUCCGCCUGCGACGAGGUUUACAAGAAGAUCGCAUACUGGUUGAACGACAUGGGUGCGUGGGGGCGGCACCCGGGGGUGCUCCUGUUUCAUUUUGUAAAUUCAUACCUGAGUCUUUUUUACAUCGGUUUCUACCUCAAAGACAUGGAGCGGCUGAAGGAGCCCCUGCCCCGCGGGCUGCGCCGGGGGGACCUCAGCCUCCGCAGCCUCCGCCAGCUCGCCCACGCCGUCCUCUGCCUGCUCGCCCCCCGCCGCCGCCCCCCGGCCCCCCCCGAGGGGUCGAGAGGGGAGAAGAAGUGUCUGAACGGGGGCUGUGGGGUGCCGGAGGAAGAGGAGGAGGAGGAAGAACGGCGUGAGUCAGACUCGGAGGAGGAGAGCGCCCUGGAUUGCGGGUUGAAGCUGAAGAAGGUGAGCUUCAUCGAGAAGGCGGAGCGGCGCGGCGGGGAGCCCGGCGGCCCCGAGGACGAGAGCUUCCUCGAGGAGGGCAGCCCCACCAUGGUGGAGAAGGGCAUGGACCCCGCGUCCGUCUUCGAGCUGUGCGAGGAUGAGGAGGAGGCCGAAGGUCCCCCCUGCAGCCCGGUCAAGGCGGCGGAGCCGGCGGUGGUCCCGCGGGCCGGCCGGAGGAGGCGGGCGGCUGAGAGCCGGGAGGAGGAGGAGGGUGAGGAGGAAGGGCGGAGGCGCAACCGGGCAUCGUGGAUCGACCCGCCGGAGGAGGACUACUCCACGCAGCUGACGCAGGCGGAGGUGGAGAGCUGCAUGAAGAAGUACGAGGACACCUUCCAGGACUACCAGGAGAUGUUCAUCCAGUUCGGCUACGUGGUGCUCUUCUCCUCCGCCUUCCCCCUGGCCGCCAUGUGCGCCCUGGUGAACAACGUCAUCGAGAUCCGGAGCGACGCCUUCAAGCUGUGCACGGGGCUCCAGCGUCCCUUCGGCCAGCGGGUCGAGAGCAUCGGGCAGUGGCAGAAGGUGAUGGAGGCCAUGGGCAUCCUGGCCAUCGUGGUCAACUGCUACCUGAUCGCCCAGUGCGGGCAGCUCCAGCGCCUCUUCCCCUGGCUCAGCCCCGAGGGAGCCAUCAUCUCCGUGGUGGUGCUGGAGCACUUCGCCCUGUUCCUCAAGUACAUCAUCCAAGUGGCCAUCCCCGACAUCCCCGCCUGGGUGGCCGAGGAGAUGGCCAAGCUGGAGUACCAGCGCCGCGAGGCCUUCAAGAAGCACGAGCGGCAGGCGCAGCACCACUUCCAGCAGCAGCAGCGACGCAAGCGGGAGGAGGAGGAGCGGCAGCGGCACGCCGAGUACCAGGCCCGCAAGGAGCGCGAGUCCAGCCGCGACGAGGCCAAGCCCGAGGCCGCCGGGCAGGACCCGGCCCACGAGAAGAGCCAGAGCAAAGGGAAGGGCUCCGGGGGUUCCUCGCACGGCUCUGACAAGCCCAAGCGACCCAGCUCCCUCCUGGCCACCAACAACGUGAUGAAGCUGAAGCAGAUCAUCCCUUUGCAGGGCAAGUUCCUCUCUGGGGGGGCCGGGGCCAGCAGCACGGCCACCGCCAGGUCCCCCCAGUCCCCCACCGGCAGCGAGAACAAACUCCCUGGCUUCCUCAGCUUCAAGUUCCUGAAAUCCCCCGAGACUAAGCGGGACACAGGGACCGAGAAGGUCCAGUCGCCCACCAAGCCAUUCAAUCCCAGCAAGCUCUUCAACUUCGGCAAGUCCGAAGGGGCCGGGGGCAAUGGCGCCGCGGCCACCGCCUCCCCCCAGCCCCGGCCUGGCCCCUCGGCAGACACAGGCGAGCGGCCGGUCCCCAGCAAGUCCCAUCUCAACGGGGUGCCGGAGGAGGGGGGCCGAGAGGAGCCGGAGAGCCGGGCGGAGGAGGAGAGCGGGGGCUAUAAACUCUAA
This is a messenger RNA of Nipponia nippon (crested ibis), 3120 nucleotides long. The record is from RefSeq and is a predicted model, not a curated record. NCBI's taxonomy places the organism in Eukaryota, Metazoa, Chordata, Aves, Pelecaniformes, Threskiornithidae.